GUGCCCAAGGAAAAGGCAACAUUGGGAGUACCCUUUCAUGCCAGGACAUUUGAGUUAAAAGACCCGGCUCAACAUGGUAUAGGGGCUCCGAUUAUUAAAAACGGGAAGUUGGAUUAUGACGCGUAUAGGCACGUGUGCACCUUGGUCAAAAAUGAAAACUGGCCUAAAGUGAGGUCUGACCAGAAUCGUGACCCCUAUACCUAUAAGGAUACCGAGUGGAUAGGCUAUGAUGAUCCGUACGCCGCUAAUGAAAAAAGCAAAUGGGUCAGAGACAAUGGCUAUGGGGGUAUAAUUAUCUGGGAGGUGGGCCUGGAUGAUCAAAAACAAUCGUGCUGUACAGUAGCCAACCCAAUGCUCCGGGCUAUCAAUAACGGCUUGUAUGGCACCGGUAGUGGGCCCGAGACCUAUGGAUGCGAACCGAAAUAAAUUAUUUAAAUAACUUUGUAUUAAUAUUGGAAAUAAACUUUUCGAUAUACUUAUUAAAAAUCCAC
This is a messenger RNA of Oppiella nova, 491 nucleotides long. The record is from the annotation of a GenBank genome assembly. Lineage: Eukaryota; Metazoa; Arthropoda; Arachnida; Sarcoptiformes; Oppiidae.